This is a messenger RNA of Panicum virgatum (switchgrass), 6321 nucleotides long. RefSeq lists its product as uncharacterized. The record is from RefSeq and is a predicted model, not a curated record. The transcript has 5 exons. Lineage: Eukaryota; Viridiplantae; Streptophyta; Magnoliopsida; Poales; Poaceae. The coding region runs from base 2674 to 5013 and encodes 779 amino acids.
CCUAAGGCAAACAUAUAAUGUGUCGUCACCUUAGACUGUAUUAGCUUUAUUUCAAUCUUUAAUCCCUUUACCUUUCAAAGAUCCUGCAGUAGCUAGUUGGCUACUGUUAAGGAUAUAAGAGUAAAUGAGUCAAGGGUAGUUUAGUCUUUUUCUAUUCUAGGGUUUGGGGUGUCCUAUAUACUCUAUAUAUUGCCCAAAGGCCUCUCUCUCAAUAUACCGACAGUUUCACUCAUCUUCUUCCUCUUCUAUAUCGUAACAUGGGAUCAGAGCUUUAGGUUUCGAUCCGGUUCGCCACCCUCAUUCAUCUCCGCUGCACCGUCCCCGGGAGGAUCGAUCUUCCCUCCCGGGGAUGGGAUCUCCAGUAGCCCCAAACCCGUAGAUCGAGUCGCAGCAGUACCUAUUUUUCCCCCCUUCCGGCGCCCCCGUCCUGGCCGUCGCGGUCCUCCUCCGUCCGCCGGUCGCCGUCGUGGUUUCUUCCACCCCGCAUCGUCUCCGCCAUCGCGGCCUGUCGCGGCCUCCUCUGCCGCUGCUCGUCGGCCGUCGCGGCCCUCCGCUCCGCCCGUCGUGGAUCCGGCUGCUGGAGUCGAGAGGGGGAGCUGCCCGUCGCAGCUCGUCUUCCUCUCCGUUCGCCGCCCGCCGUCGUCCUUCACCGUGCCGCCCUGUCGCGGCUCAUCCCCGCCGCCCGUUGCGGCUCGUCCUCGCGCCGUCCGCGCGAGCACCGCGCGUCUGCCUGUCCGGCAGCCGCACGUCCUUUGAUUCGCCCACCCGUCGCUCUCCCGCUGCCGUCACGCCGGGGUGUCCGGUCACAGUCGCGGCCACCUCUGGAGCAGGGGCGGGGAAGCUGGGGAAGAGGAGGAGGCUGCUCAGCUCCAGAUGGCGCGGCCUGUCGCUGCCGCCGUCGAUUCGUCGCCGCCCUUCCGUCCAUCCUCGCAGCGGCUCGUCAUCCCAUCCUCCUGUUGUUCUGUUCUGCCUGGAGCUGCUUGGGCAUCCGUCCACCCACUGCUUGGUGCGUAUCUUGCCAGCUCGAGUGCUCCCCUCACUCUCCCUCAUGGAUCCAUGGUUCCCGUGGGGAGGAACAGGGGAGCUGGUUUUUGCAGUUUGGAGCCUUGGACUGCUGGUCACCGUGGCUAUGUCUCCUCUGCCUUCCCGAUGGCAAGCUGACUGGCUUGGCUGCUUCUAGGCCAAAUACUUCGCUUCAUUUGGGCCUGCAUUAUGCCUUUGUGUUGGGCUGCAUCUUGAGCUCCUCAUUCCAUCUUUUGCUUGUGCUCCUGCUUGCUGCUUGCUGCUGCAUAUCCAUAGUAUAUUGUCAUUUAUUUCCACUGUUCGUUUAUCCAAGUCCAUCCAUAUGUUCAGUUUGCCAUGUUGUGCCAGUAUAUGAUCUAAACCAUUGUCUAUCCAAGUCCAAUUGCAACUCCAAUUCGUCAAAGUCGUGCGUGUUCACAAAAUUCAUAUUGUCAGAUCAGCCAAUUUCUUUCUUUUAUUUUUUGGUUAGCUGAGUCCCGUCGAUUUAGCUAAUCACAUCAUCAUCUUUGGUGCGACAAUGCCCUCUUGGUCCCUUUCGGAGCCUUCUUGCUCCACGUCAUGAUUAAUGGCCGUCUAUUUGUCGUCAUCACCUUCCUGUCUCACCACUUGCCGUCUUGCAGUGGUGCUUUCUAUCUUUGGUUGGUUUGGCACAUCUCAUUGUUCUUAUCGUGUUCAAUUCUCUAAAGCAAGGCUCGUGUUUGAGGAGUCGACAUACUGGUUUGUGAAGACUCGAGGUAUUUGCUCAAGUACUGGUUUGUGAAGGCAAUACCCUCUUGUGGAGGAGCUCAUCUACAUGACAUGUUCAAGAGUUGCACACUUCGACGAUAUCAAGAUUUUAGACUUGGAUGUAUCUUUUUCUUGUUUCUUUUGAGUCUAGUGCUUAGUGUUAACUCUCCAAAUGCAACGUCAUUGCAUUCACGUUGCAUUUGAGAGGGGGUGUUAAGGAUAUAAGAGUAAAUGAGUCAAGGGUAGUUUAGUCUUUUCCUAUUCUAGGGUUUGGGGUGUCCUAUGUACUCUAUAUAUUGCCCAAAGGGCAUCUCUCUCAAUAUACUAACAGUUUCACUCAUCUUCUUCCUCUUCUAUAUCGUAACAGCUACAAGCAAAGAAUCAUCUGAUGAUGGCUGCAUACAGACACAAAAGAAAAGUUCACCGGGAACAUUUGCCUAGCAAAGUGUAUCUGACCAAGAGCCAUUUUGCUUCCAUCCAUACUCUCUCUGAUCCCUCACACACGCAGGGCAGACACAAUCGUCGGUUUUGAUCUGAUCUGUUUAGCUUCUCUACGUCUAUCUCCUGCUAGUACAUGAAAAUGCUACUUAACUGAGAUCGAUCAACCCAAGGGACUAAGUGAUGUGUUAAAUUCCAAUGACCGGAAUGGAGCAGCCGCAUCGGUGUAUAUGCUGGAGGCUGGCAGCUGCAGGGUUUUGCAAAGUGAAGUGAUCGAUGGCCCUGCAUUGUUACUGCUGAAGAUCUAGUAGCUACUACACUGCAAGGUUACCUUAGUUCAAUAAUCCAACAUGCAUAUUGAGGUUAUUUAUGCCGACACGAUCGACGAGGUUGCAGGGUAUUGCAAAAUGAAGUGAUGUCCCUGCAGUGUUGUUGCAGACGGUCUAGUAGCUACAUGGCAAGGUUACUCCAGUUCAAUAAUCCAACAUGCGCACUGAGGUUAUUAAGGCCGACACGAUCGACGAGGCUGCCGAGGAAAUUCUCAAGGUGCUCAAGGAAGAUAGCAGUGCUAGUAGAAGCGUCAGUAGCAGCAGCAGAGACCACGUCAUCUACUUCGAUGGCUGGGACGGGCUGGGGGCUUCCGCCGUCCUCCGCUCUGUAGCCUGGCGCGUCUCACCACCAGCUGGCCGGCAGGGAGCCCCAGCAGCCGGUCUGAAGUUCGAGCAGGUCGUCCACAUCGACUGCUCGGUGUGGGGGAGCAGGAGAGCACUUCAGCGGGCGGUCGCCGAGCAGCUGAAGCUCCCCGAUCAAGUGAUGGAGCUGCUGGACAGGCAGGACGAGGAGGACGACUUCAAGGGGGUGCCCCAGGGCUCGCGCGCUGAGGUGCAACCAGUCGUUGAGGAGAUGUACCGGCACAUUCAGAAGCUCAACUGCAGAUUCCUGGUGAUUUUUCACAACGGCAGCGGCGAGGAGAUCGACCUGGCCAGUUUGUGUGGCUUCCCGCUGUUCGGGUUCUCCACCAACAAGGUCCUCUGGACAUUCCAAGGGCGGUUCCGGCUCCAGCCGCGGGCCAAAGUUGACAUGGCCAUCAAGAGCGCCGGAGCAACCAAUGCUUUCCUCUCCGCCGCCUCAUGCCGCGAGGAGCAAGACACACUGGAGCUCUGGCCCUACCUCGUAAACCAGGAGGCUUUGGAAAUGGUUGGAGCCUGCAAGACUAACACUGGCACUCGCAGCCGCAGCAUCGCGGAUCUGCACCCUGCACAGGUUGUGAAGUGCUUCCUGUACAUCAUGGAGCUGUGCUGCAGAGGCAGCCACUCGAUUGACUACCAUCUAGCCACCCACAGCGCCAACUACUGGGUGUGCGAGGGCAUCCUGCAGCAGCUCCAACAAGGAGAGAGGGACAACGACGACGGCGCCGAUGAUGGGUUCUGGAGAGCUGUUGAUGCUCUGCAGGGUGAGAUGAGACUGGAUGCGGACUACCAUCAAUUCUCGCCCUCCACUCACCAAGCAAAGUUUGUCCAGAGCAGGCCAUAUUGGAGCUCACCAACUCUUGGGUUCACUAGGGUCCCUGCCGGAGUAAUCCCCAAUGGAGACAUGUUCCAGCACUACUCGGACAAGCUUGCUGUUCUCAAGAUCUCGCGCUGCACCUUCGCCUUCCAAUCACCUCCAUUCUGCCACUGCCACAGCGUCAGGUUCCUAUGGCUUGACCAUUGCCAAGACACCAGGAUCAGCACAGGCGGGAUAGAGGAUAAGGAGGCCGUCCACCAGUUCUUCCAGAGGCUGUGCGUGCUGGACGUGCGCUACACGCACUGUGAUCAGAUCUUGUCUGCACAGAUGAUGGACCUCAUGGAUCAGCUGAGGGAGCUAAACGUGAUGGGAUGCAAGGCCAAGGAAUGGGACAUGGGCCAGCUGCAGGGACGGUUGCCUAACAUCCGAAAGCUCCGGAUAACAAAAUCUAAAGUCCAGUGCAGUUGCCCGGAAGAAGACUUGUUCUCGGAGAUGAAUAAGAUGGAACUCCUUGAUUUUUCAGGAAACAAUACCAAUCACCUUUCUCCCGUGAAGGACAUUUCUGGACUGAUAACCACCAGCAACAGCUGCCUGGAGACUGUCAUUGUUGAUGGAUAUGGCAGACACUUGCGAUCGAUGUCCUUCAGGGGAUGCACUAAACUGAAGAAUCUGUUUUUAGGACGAAUGAUUUGUGUUGACACCCUAGACAUCUCGGGCACGGCAGUGAAAACACUAGACCUCAGUGCAAUUACAGUCUGGCAAAUUCAUGAGCUUCGUCUGCUUGACUGUGACAAGCUCUGUGCCAUCUUGUGGCCACAGAUCCUUAGAACUCGACUUGAAGAUGUUAAUUACAACUUUAAGGUGCUCAUCGACACCACGCAGUCAGCGUCAUCAAGUGCCAGUUAUAGUACUGUCACCGCUACACAAACAACAGCAUCAGCAGCGCCACAUGAGCGUGGCAAUCGACAACCGAUCAGUGACUUUGGUUGGUACAUUUCUGUAAGGGAUUCAAGGCUUAUUUUUUCACUUGAGUCAAUCUAUGACCUUGUUUAUCGUGAGGGAUAUGUGGAGGUUUCCUCCCUAGCUCGUCUUGCUGUUACUGCUGGCUAUAGCAAAGAUGAAGCAAUCAAGAGCGGCAGCAGCAACGAGCAGCGUGCGCCUGCAGUAUAUGCAGACACCACUUUGCUCCACCUGCAACAGGCUAUCGAAGGCGAAGGCCAAGGUGAUCCUCUGGAUCCUCGCAGACUUGUAGGAAGGUUGCUACAUGCACAUACAAGACCGGAUUUGGACAAAAGCACCGGCAGGUGGUGGAGAAAGUAGUACGAUUACUGUACCAGACUAUGUGAUUCGUUCUGCUAAGAUCCUUCAUGUGCACGAUUGCUUGUCCAUCGCAACUAUCCCUUCAGGUACGAUGCAAUCGAACGCCGAAUGGUCUGGUCUAAAAUGGUGCAGAAUCGAGAGGUGCCCCAAACUGGAAAUUGUUUUCACUAACCCCAAGCUAUCAAGAAUUGUCGGCGAAUACUACAAGUUGGUAAAACUAUGGGCGUCAAAGCUCUUGAAAGCACUCUACAUCUGCAAAUGGAAUGGAAUAACAUCCAGACGGGGAUUUACAAACCUGAGGUACUUGCACCUGGACCAUUGCCCCAGGCUCAUACAUGCCCUCCCAAUGUUCAAGCCGCCAGAUGAAGACAUCUUCGACGACGAAUGCUUCGUACCUUUUUGUGACCUGGAGACCAUUGAGAUCAUGUGGUGCGGCAAUCUCAAAGAGGUGUUCCCGUGGAACACCGACCAGCCUAACCAUUUUAGGGUACUGUUCCUUAGCCUCGAGCGUAUCCACCUGCACGAGCUCCCUUCGCUGCAGAGCAUCUGCGGGGGGCGGAUGUCCGCGCCCAACCUCAAGACGGUCAAGAUCAGAUGCUGCUGGAGCCUCAGGCGCCUUCCGGACGUCAGCGGCAGCAGCAAGGCAGUGGAGUGCGACUGCGAGAAGGAGUGGUGGGACAGGCUGGUGUGGGACGGUGACUCGCGGGCGAGCCACUACAAGCCGACCCACCCGAGGUACUACAAGAAGACCAUGCUCAGGGGCUCCGUGCUCAGGUGAGCGGUAAUCCCGGCCGGCCAGGCAGCCCUUCGUCGGAUCUCCUGCUUGAUUCCAUCUCCUGCUGCUGAUUCUGCUUCGAAGUCUGCUUGAUUGUUCGUUCCGUGUGAGAGCCUGUGAGAACGACGACAUGGAUGCCUGCUUUUGCUUGCGCUCGUGUGGUCUGCGUCUGCAUCGGUUUGCUUUGGUUCCUAGCUGGAUGGAUAGAGCCGUCUGUCCAUCGCCGAACCUCAGAUUGCAAGUGUGUGUUACCAUGCCAUCUUGCUGGAGAAGAUGGUGUGAUCCGGACAGACCUGCAUCCUCUGUCUGGAGCUGUGGAGAAAUAAAAGCAGGAGCCAGCCUUCAGUUCUUGCAACAGCAGAGCAUGAGACGUGACCUCAUGCUUUGCUUGCUGCUGCCAAUUGCUGUGCUCCUGUCUGGUGUGCUUGUGGUGUGUGCUGUACUGCUGUGGCGUGUGAGCUUUCAGCUGUGUGUGGACUAUAUACUCUUUAUGAUUUUAUGAACAAAUAAAUGAAUGGCCAUUGUUGUGUGUG